UGGCUGUGAGAAGGGGGCUCGGGGCUGGGCUCAGCCGCACUGUCCAAUCCCCGGCGUGUUUCGGGCUGCCUGCAUUAAAGAAAGCUGCUUAAGGCCAGGAGCAGCAGGAAUGUGGCCAGUCGGGCACUGGCCAGCGAGAGCAGCAGAGGGCAGCGACCCCCCAUACAGCUGGCACAGUUGAGGGGACUGGUGGAGGAGCCGAGUAGGGGUGGCCAAGGAGGUCAGCUCUGGGUCCAGACCCAUCUCUGACAGUGGCCAGAGGGGUGCAGACUCUCCCCAGCCCCUGGGGCAGGAGCUGUGGGCGCCUCUGGAUUUUACCUUCCAUCGCCCAGGAGUGGCCAACCCGCCAGCGCGUCCCAGCCCCGUGGCAGGGAGUGGGCUGAGGACGCCCCGUGUGUGCCACUGAGCCCUGGCCGGCUUCCCCCGGCCUCUCCCUGGUGCUCCCAGGGCAGGUUCUCCCCUGCAGCCCCGGAGAGGCUGUUGCUGAGGCUGGAGAAUGUGGCUUGGGGUCUGGUCGCGCGCCCAGAGUGCACGGGGUACAUGAGGUGUCCCCUCGAAGGCGAGGGAGUGUGCUGCCCCCGGCUGGGCCUUGCCGAGCGUCUUCCUUUUUCUGCUAGCUGCUGAGACACCCAGGGGCGUCUGUGGAGUGGGGCCGGGCUGGGCCCAGAGGAGCUGCAGGGGCUGGGCUGAGAUUGUGUGUAGCAGACCGUGAUGCAGGACUGCAGGUGGGUCUGGCAGGGGAGGCUGUGGUGCCCACAUGCAGUGAGGCUGGCUGGAGGCCGGGCAAGGAGGUGCCUGUCGUGUGGCUGGGGGGGCAGAGGAAGGGGGAACUGGCACGCAAGGCCAGGCCUUCAGCUAAGUUGCUGCCCUGUGCUGCAGCCCCACAUCCCUGGCCAGGGGCCAGGCUCCAGCCCAGGGCCUUAAGCUGGGCUGCCCGGCCACGAGGGGGAGCCCAGCCAGGUACCUCGCUCCACACGGCACCUAGGGGAGAUGUGAGCUGAAUCCUGCCUGGGGCCUGCUGCCCCCCCCUACCCCUGACUUCCACCCUGGUGAGGGGCCCAGAGUAUGGGUGAGGGGGAAGCCAACGGGUGUCUCAGCUGCUGGGGGGUGGGGGGUGAUCCCCCUUUUGGGGGAGCAGUGAGGGUCUCUGAGCAGGACUGGGACUGGGGGCACCAGAGGCUCAGAAAGGGAGGGGCAGGGUUGCCCCUGCUGCCCCCAGAGGUGGCUGUCUCAGAUGCUGCCUGGGGAGAGCCCUCAGGCUGAGCAGCGAUGGGUGCAAAGCCCUCAGCUCCCUGGCUGCAGAGUCAGAGCUGGAGGGCAGGCACGGGGGCCAGUGACUGCAAUGGGAUGGUUUUACGUCUGGCCCCUACUGCGAAUGACUGGCCUGGAGGAGCUGAGCACUGGUGGGGGUUCUGAGCCCACGCCAAGUGGGCCCCGGCACCUGGCUCUGCAGGCUGCUCCGCACGGAGCCGAGCGACCCCUGGGGAGAACCACGGGCCGCACACUGCCCUGAGCCCCUGGCUCCCCGCCUGGCAGAGCUGCUGGAAGCUGGACUCUCCGAGUAGCCUCCUGACUGCGCGGCACCGUGCUGGGGCAGGUGGGUUUGUGUCUUGGGGAACAUCCAGUCCUGUUGACCCGAGGGAGCUGGGGUGUCUCCUUUGGGCAGCCCCACUGGCGGGGGCAGCUGCGGUGGGAAAGCCGAGGCAGGUCAGUCUAAUCUGCCCUGGCUCCGCAGGAAUGUGGAAGUUCUGGCUCCGUGAAUCUCCCGUAAUCAGAGCUGAGCUGGGCACUGGCAGAGCAGCUCGGAAGGUGAUGCUGCCCCCACAUUUCAUUCUGAGCCCGAGUGAGAAAGAGAAGGGUUAACGGGCCCGGGCACCGGCCACUCGGCCUGCACCAUGAGCCGCUGCCAGGUUUCCUCCAGGAUUCACCACAUCGUCUCCUCUGCCUUCGAGAGUCCGGAGGCGGACGCCCUGGGCCCCGGCUCACCCGCGGCGGUGGAGGAGGAGGAGACGGACCUGAACAAGACGCUGGGGGUGGAGCGCUUCGAGGUGAUCCUGCACGACUCGCACCCGCGCAACGGGGAGGAGGCCGGCCGCAGCUACGGCGAGGAGGAUUUUGAGUAUCACCGCCAGUCGUCCCACCACAUCCACCACCCCCUCUCCACACACCUGCCCCCUGACGCCCGCAGGAAGAAGGGGGGGCAGAAGGGCAAGAAGAAGCGGCGCCGGGCGUCCGUUCCAGGAGAGACCCCCACCAUCGAGGAGGCAGAGGAGGAUGAGGAUGAAACCUGCGACACAGAGCCAGAGCGGUCGGCCGAGGAGCUGCCCGGGGGGAUCCAGGAGGACGAGGCUGCUGAGCGCUGCCCAGAGGAGCCCACGGCCCCAACGUCUCUGCCAAGCUCCCCCAUGGAGCUGGGGGGGGCUGCAGCUACGGACCCCAAGGGGACUGGCCCCAGGGCCGAGGAGGAGCGUGGGCCUGACGGGCCCAGUGCAGAUGAGCCCAGCUGCCCAGGCCGCCCCAUUCCCAAGUCUCAGCCAGGGCACCGGAGCUACAACCUGAACGAGAGGCGGCGCAUCGGCAGCAUGACGGGGGUGGAGCAGGCCCAGUACCAGAAGGUGCCCACGGAUGAAUCAGAGGCCCAGACGCUGGCCUCGGCUGACCUGGACUACAUGAAGAGCCACAGGUUCGAGGACGUGCCUGGGGUCCGACGGCACUUGGUCCGCAAGGGCGCCAAGGGCCAAGUCGUGCACGUCAGCAAAGACCACACAGAGCCGAGCGCCCGGCUCAGGAAACACAACCGGCAGCCACACGAGGUCUUCGUGGAGCUGAACGAGCUGGUGGUGGACAAGAACCAGGAGCUGCAGUGGAAGGAGACGGCGCGCUGGAUCAAGUUUGAGGAGGAUGUGGAGGAGGAGACCGAUCGCUGGGGGAAGCCCCAUGUGGCCUCCCUGAGCUUCCGCAGCCUGCUGGAGCUGCGCAAGACCCUCUCCCAUGGGGCCGUGCUACUGGACCUGGACCAGAAGACGCUGCCAGGGGUGGCACACCAGGUGGUGGAGCAGAUGAUCAUCUCGGACCAGAUCCGGGCCGAGGACCGCGCCAAUGUGCUGCGGGCGCUGCUGCUAAAGCACAGCCACCCGAGCGACGAGAAGGAUUUCUUCCCCCGCAACAUCUCAGCUGGCAGCCUGGGCUCCCUGCUGGUGCAUCACCACAGCGCCAACCACGUGGGCGAGGGCGGCGAGCCCGCGGUCACCGAGCCCCUCAUCGGCACCCACGCUGCCGAACAGGAGGCCAGGGUCGAGGUGGAGCGGGAGCGAGAGAGCCUGAGCUCGGCACCCCCAGCUGGCAUCACAAGGUCGAAGUCAAAGCACGAGCUGAAGCUGCUGGAGAAGAUCCCGGACAACGCGGAGGCCACGGUGGUGCUUGUGGGCUGCGUGGAGUUCCUGGACCAGCCCACCAUGGCCUUCGUGCGGCUGCAGGCGGCCGUGGAGCUGGACUCGGUGCUGGAGGUGCCCAUACCCGUCCGCUUCCUCUUCGUGCUGCUGGGGCCCAGCAGUGCCAACAUGGACUACCACGAGAUCGGGCGCUCCAUCUCCACUCUCAUGUCCGACAAGCAAUUCCAUGAGGCAGCGUAUCUGGCUGACGACCGGUACGACCUGCUCAGCGCCAUCAAUGAGUUCCUGGACUGCAGCGUGGUGCUGCCGCCCUCCGAGGUGCAGGGCGAGGAGCUGCUGCGUACAGUAGCCCACUUCCAGCGCCAGAUGCUCCAGAAGCGUGAGGAGCAGGAGCGCCGGGUGCUGCCAGGCACUGCGCUGGAGCCCAAGUCACCCGCUGAGAAAGCGCUGCUGAAGCUGAAGGUGGUGGAUGAGGAAGCGGAGGAUGAGGACGACCCCCUGCGGCGCACGGGCCGGCCCUUCGGGGGGCUCAUCCGUGAUGUGCGCCGGCGCUACCCCAAGUACCUGAGUGACUUCAGGGACAGCCUGAACCCCCAGUGCGUCGCCGCCAUCAUCUUCAUCUACUUCGCCGCGCUGUCACCGGCCAUCACCUUCGGGGGGCUGCUGGGGGAGAAAACCCAGGACCUGAUCGGGGUGUCGGAGCUGAUCAUCUCCACGGCCGUGCAGGGCAUCGUCUUCUGCCUGCUGGGCGCCCAGCCGCUGCUCGUCAUUGGCUUCUCCGGGCCCCUGCUCGUCUUCGAAGAAGCAUUUUUCGCAUUCUGCACGACCAACGGGCUGGAGUACCUGGUGGGGCGCGUGUGGAUCGGCUUCUGGCUCAUCCUCAUCGUGCUGGUGAUGGUGGCCGUGGAGGGCAGCAUCCUGGUGCGCUUCGUGUCCCGCUUCACCCAGGAGAUCUUCGCCUUCCUUAUCUCCCUCAUCUUCAUCUACGAGACCUUCUCCAAGCUGGCCAAGAUCUUCCAGGAGCACCCCCUGCACGGCUGCGGGCGGGCGAAUGGGACGGGCGCGGAAAAUGGCAGCCUGCCCCUGGGGAACGGGCCGGCGGUGACGGGGCAGCCCAACACGGCCCUGCUCUCACUGGUGCUCAUGGCCGGCACCUUCUUCAUCGCCUUCUUCCUGCGCAAGUUCAAGAACAGCCGCUUCUUCCCUGGGCGGAUCCGUCGGGUGAUCGGGGACUUCGGGGUGCCCAUCGCCAUCCUCAUCAUGGUGCUGGUGGAUUUCAGCAUCCGGGACACGUACACGCAGAAGCUGAGCGUUCCCAGUGGCUUCUCAGUGACGGCCCCGGAGAAGCGGGGCUGGGUCAUCAACCCCCUGGGCGAGGGCAGCUCCUUCCCCGUCUGGAUGAUGGUGGCCAGUGCCCUGCCGGCCGUGCUGGUCUUCAUCCUCAUCUUCAUGGAGACCCAGAUCACCACGCUGAUCAUUAGUAAGAAGGAACGCAUGCUGCAGAAGGGCUCCGGCUUCCACCUCGACCUGCUGCUCAUCGUGGCCAUGGGCGGCUUCUGCGCCCUCUUCGGGCUGCCCUGGCUGGCGGCCGCCACAGUGCGCUCGGUGACCCACGCCAACGCCUUGACGGUCAUGAGCAAGGCCGUGGCCCCCGGCGACAAGCCCAAGAUCCAGGAGGUGAAGGAGCAGCGCGUCACGGGGCUGCUGGUGGCCCUGCUCGUGGGCCUGUCCAUCGUCAUCGGGGACCUGCUGCGACACAUCCCCCUGGCUGUGCUCUUCGGGAUCUUCCUGUACAUGGGCGUCACCUCGCUGAACGGCAUCCAGUUCUAUGAGCGCCUGCACCUGCUGCUCAUGCCCCCCAAGCACCACCCCGAUGUCACCUUCGUCAAAAAGGUGCGCACUCUGCGGAUGCACCUCUUCACGGGCCUGCAGCUGGCGUGCCUGGCCGUGCUCUGGGCCGUCAUGUCCACCGCUGCCUCCCUGGCCUUCCCCUUCAUCCUCAUCCUCACCGUGCCGCUCCGCAUGUGCCUGCUCACCCGCAUCUUCACCGCCCGCGAGCUCAACUGGACGCAGAGGAGGCGGAGCCGAUCUUCGACGAGCGGGAAGGGGUGGACGAGUACAACGAGAUGCCGAUGCCCGUGUGAGGGGCACCAGCAAGCGACCCUGUGCAGGGCUGUGGGGCACAGGCAGGCCCCCGGCUGCUGCGCCAUCACCCGGACCUGCGCCAUCUCCAGAUCUGUGGCCGCUUGGACUGUGCCCAGCUGGGGCAGGCGCCCAGCACUCCCCCAGUGCCUGUGCCACACCAGCCAUGAGACGCUCACUGUCUCGCCCCACCUGCCAAAGGAGCUGUUCAGCGCCCUGCCCUGCGGGGGGCCUGCCACCUGCCCUGGGCAGGGAGUGGGCCGUGCCGCCUGCCCCCAGCCACUGCCGUCCGAACUGCAUCGUGUGCUGGACCCGCUCCCGCAGCAUCUUGUGUGCCCCUUGGUGGGGUGGGGGGGCUGUCCUCCCUGCUCCAGCCCUGCCCCACCAGCCCUGUGCCCCACCCCGACAAUCAGGUGUUUCCUAAAUUCAGUGGGGUUUUAUUUAAGAGAAUAAUUUAACUGUCAAUAAACAGCUUUCUAAGGAACAUGGGGGGCCUGGCUUGGGGGCUGCGGAGGGGCUCACACAACAGGCCUGGAGCCAGCAGCUGCUGCUCAGGUCGGUUUGGUGAACACGUUUGUGCAGCAAACCCGUGUGUCACCCCAGCACUAUGUAACCGUCACGGGCCCCAGUCCCACUGGCAGGCUGGGCAGGGCCAUGGUUGGGCAGCAAGCAGCCCAGUGCCACCCCCCCCCCCCGGCCAUAAGCUAGGCUGGGGCUGGGACAGGGCCAUGGGGCAAAAUCAGGCCUGCACAACACCCCUGAGUACCCCGGGGGACGUGUUACGGGGCAGAGUCGCCUUGUGCUCCCGUUCCUGCCCUGCUGCGAGCCUGGCAGGGCACAGUGCAAGUGGGGCUGGGGAAGCUGCAUCUCCCAGGUAGGGGUCACUUGCUAGGGCCACACCCUGCCCUCCUCAGCCUAGAGCCAGGCUGGCACAUUGCUGGCAGGGCCAGUCCCCUGGCAGGAUGCAGCAGGCA
This is a messenger RNA of Gopherus flavomarginatus (Mexican gopher tortoise), 6508 nucleotides long. RefSeq names its product solute carrier family 4 member 2 (gene SLC4A2). Gene Ontology annotation, biological process: bicarbonate transport; transmembrane transport; regulation of intracellular pH. NCBI's taxonomy places the organism in Eukaryota, Metazoa, Chordata, Testudines, Testudinidae. The record is from RefSeq and is a predicted model, not a curated record. Gene Ontology annotation, cellular component: basolateral plasma membrane; plasma membrane; apical plasma membrane. Gene Ontology annotation, molecular function: monoatomic anion transmembrane transporter activity; solute:inorganic anion antiporter activity. Bases 1896 to 5987 code for a protein of 1363 amino acids. The transcript is spliced from 23 exons.